Molecule: messenger RNA, 2050 nt
Organism: Stegostoma tigrinum
Lineage: Eukaryota; Metazoa; Chordata; Chondrichthyes; Orectolobiformes; Stegostomatidae
Gene: ech1
Product: enoyl CoA hydratase 1, peroxisomal
Exons: 10
Coding region: 804-1721 (305 amino acids)
Cellular component (GO): mitochondrion
Molecular function (GO): delta(3,5)-delta(2,4)-dienoyl-CoA isomerase activity
Source: RefSeq, a predicted model, not a curated record
GGGCGGUAUCUGGGGGACACGUCUGGUUCGUGUGCGGUUAAGCCGCCGGUUCAGCGCCUCCCAGGGUGAAGCGGACUUUAGUUUUGCGGAGGCGCCAGGAAGCCUUCGGAACCAAAUAAAGUCCGUGCGAGUGGGGCACUAUCCCUGGUUUGGGGGUUCAAUCGGGCGGAAGGAGGCCAUUCGGCCCACCGAGUCUGUACCGACCCUCCAAAGAGCUGACCACCCAGGCAUGUGCAAACUGCCCGCUGUCGCCCGAGGCCGGAGUCGAACCUGGGCACUCCAUACCGUGAGACAGUUAACUACUGUACAGUGCGGGGCAGAUAAAAACAUUGGGGUUUUUGUUAAUGAUCUGGGAUUUUUAAAGAAAAGGAGAGUACACUGUGGGAGGGUGUGAGAGGAAGUUUACUGCUGCCUGGAAGAGCCUGGCAGUUGGCUAAGGCUGAAAGUCUUGACCUGCAACUUUCCUAGUAACAAGAGAAUCUCAAUCUCCCUCAGCAUUCAUGGCCUGGACAAUAAUUAGCAGAACCCACCAUCCACAAGGCAUAAGUCGAGUCAAAUUCCAUGAGUAAUGGAAUACCCCACACUUGCCUAGAUGGCUGCAGCUUCAACAACACUCAAGGAGCUCGACACCGUCCAGGACAGAGCCUGGCACCACGUUCCAAAUCCCUCCAGUACUGACACUUAGUAGCAGCAGCGUGCAUUUCUUCCGGAAUACGCUGCAGCAACUCUCCCAGACUGCAAUGACUGCACCUUCCAAACCUACAUCCUUUACCACCUGGAAGUGUCACCUGUAAGACUUGGAAAUGUGUUGCUGUUCCUUCAGCAUCAGUCGAGGCCUGUUCCAAACGUUGCAGCUCAGAAUACGGGCAAUGUCUACUGCUAUGCCCUCGUACAAUUUUGAGACUUUGCAUGUCUCGCAAGCAAGAGACAGUGUGCUGCAUGUGGAAUUGAACAGACCCGAGAAGAGGAACGCAAUGAACAACGUGCUUUGGAGAGAGAUGGUGGAUUGCUUUAAAAGAAUUGCCCAUGACACGGACCUUAGAGUAGUUGUUGUAUCAGGAGCUGGAAAAAUGUUUACUGCAGGAAUCGAUCUGAUGGACAUGGCUGGAGACGUAUUGCAGCCUCCAGGAGAUGAUACAGCAAGGAAGGCCUGGCACAUGAGGAACAAGAUCCUUCAAUAUCAGGAGAGCUUUAAUGUUAUAGAAAAGUGUCCUAAGCCAGUCAUUGCAGCAGUCCAUAAUGCGUGCAUUGGAGGAGGUGUAGAUUUGAUUACUGCCUGUGACAUUCGGUUAUGCUCUCAGGAUGCCUGGUUCCAGGUGAAGGAAGUAGAUAUUGGAAUGGCAGCUGAUGUAGGCACUUUGCAGCGACUGCCCAAAGUUAUAGGAAAUGCCAGUCUGGUGAGCGAACUGGUCUAUACAGCGAGGCAGUUGAUGGCGGAUGAAGCACUGAGCUGUGGUCUGGUGAGCCGAGUCUUUAAAGACAAAGAAGCCACGUUGGAAGGUGCCUUCGAGAUGGCAUCCGAGAUAGCUAGCAAGAGCCCAUUGGCAGUGCAAGGAACGAAGCUGAACCUGAUUUACUCCAGAGACCACUCUGUUAAGGAUGGUUUGGACUAUAUUGCCACAUGGAACAUGUCCAUGCUACAAACAGAUGACCUUAUAAAGUCAGCCCAGGCUGCAAUGGAGAAAAAAUCCCCCAAAGACGUGCCUUACGCCAAAUUGUGAUGGAAAAGAGUUUCAACAUACCUGUUCUCAACUUGCACAAAUAAUUCCUUUAUUUAUGAUUUUCAAGACAAAUAAACUUACAGAACAUUGCCUACUAAAAGAUUAUUUACAAUGCAGGUGCUAUCGGAUCAUUCUUACAUCCUGUGAUUUUAUUUGCCAUUUGUUUUCAGCUUUUUGGUUGGUAAAUCCUUCAGUAAUCAUGGUAACAGUUAAAGGGAGAUGGAGCAUAGUGGUAAUGUCACUGACUAGAAAUCCAAGGAUGGAAUCAAAUCUUGCAACAGCAGCAGGAGUGAAAUUUUAAUUCAGUUAAUAAAAUUUGGAAUUUAAAA